Molecule: messenger RNA, 4458 nt
Organism: Knipowitschia caucasica
Lineage: Eukaryota; Metazoa; Chordata; Actinopteri; Gobiiformes; Gobiidae
Source: the annotation of a GenBank genome assembly
AUGCUCGACUCUGUCACCGGAAAAAUCAUCUUGAGACCUCCAAUGCUCCUCCAGUAUAUCAGGAAUAGAAGUCUCAAGGAACACCAGGUGGGGGUCGGUGGAGCCGGGUGGUGGUUUCGUUGGCCUGGUCCAGGGCUUAGGCUGACUCCCUGUGGAUUCAGGCUGACAGCCGAAGUUGCUCUUAGGGGAUCUAACAGGGUGUGUUUCACCAUGUCGGUGUGGAUCAAACCUGGAUAUUAUGACCACGAGUAUCGCCACAAAGAGAGCAAAUAUGUGGUUAAGGAGUACAGCAGCUCUAAGACGAUGGAGGACAGAUAUGAGUACAAAACGCAAGCUUGCAUCCAAGAAGUGGUGAGGUCGAAGAUGUUGGACAAGUAUGUGCGUGAGGAGCCCAUGAUCAGAGGUCCACACUUCCUGGUUCGCCUCAGAUCCCACACAGUGUUCGAAAACACCCCCAUUAAAAUCUUCUGCACUGUUGAGGGCUACCCCACUCCAAUUGUAAAAUGGUACAGAGAUGGAGUCACUCUGGACAUGUCCUCUGGGAAUUACUUGGUCAAGUCCAAAGGUGGAGUGCAUUCAUUGGAAAUCCCAAGAUGUUCAACUGAGGACACAGCCCAGUUCACUGCGGUGGCCGGCAAUCUCCAUGGACAGGCCUCCACACAGGCAACAGUCGUCGUCAAAAGGUACAAACAAGAGGAGGAGAGCUGCCCUUAUGGAUGGAUACCCUUCACUGCUUCCAUGCUUCCAAAGAUCACCUUCACUAAGAUCAAUAUUACAUUUCUGAAGGCAUUUGGUCCAAUUUUUGCUACUGAAGGGGAGUCUGCUUCUCUGACGGCCACAAUGACGCUCAGUCCCAACCUUGCCAACCUGCAACCUGAGGCUCAGUGGUACAGAGAUGACGUUCGCCUGACUGAUUCUAAAUGGGUGAAGAUUGAGACUGGCAGAGGAGUGACCACUUUAACCCUCCCUGACCUGUAUAAAGAUGACGAGGGCCUCUACACCCUGCGUAUGGUGACAAGAGGAGGAUGUGCAGAACAUAGUGCUUUUGUCUCUGUAUCAGAUGGGCCUCCACCUGUGCCCAAUGCCCCUGGAGCUCCUAUGGACAUCAAGAUUCAUGAUGCAAACAGAGACUAUGUGAUUGUGUCUUGGAAACCACCAAACACCACAACCGAGGGUCCAAUCAUAGGAUACUUUGUUGAUAAAUGUGAAGUUGGAACAGAAAACUGGACGCAGUGUAAUGAUCACCCCAUCAAGAUUUGUAAAUACCCAGUGUCGGGGUUGUUUGAGGGACACUCUUAUUACUUCCGAGUACGUGCAGUGAACUCCCACGGCAUCAGCAAAGCAUCACGCAUGUCCGAGCCCAUCGCCGCCCUGGACCCCACCGAAUUCGAAAGGCUUCACACUAAAAAACUGGGUGGAAAUCUGCAAGUCGUGUCUUGCCAUGAUGACCAUGAAGCGGAGGGUUCUCCACCAGGCACGCCAACAGGGAUCUAUGCCUCUGAAACUGACAGGACCUAUGUCGUCCUGAGCUGGAAGGCCCCUCCAUACUUUGGCAAAGCUCCCAUGUGGUACCACAUAGAGAAGUCCAUGGUAGGCAGUGGUGCUUGGCAACGUGUAAACACUCAGGUGCCCAUUCGCUCUCCACGGUAUGCAGUCUUCGACCUUUCAGAGGGAAAAGAAUAUCAAUUCAGAGUUUUGGCUGCCAAUAUGUAUGGCACUAGUGAGCCAUCAGAGCCAUCCAAACCUGUGGAGACUCAGGAACUCAAAGGUGUGCCAUCUGCUCCUGGGCAGGUGGUCGCGACUAGAGAGACCGACACUUCUUUGCUUAUCCAGUGGGCCCCUCCUAAGGAACCCAACAACCUGAUUGGCUACUACAUUGACCAGUGUGUAAAAGGCUCUAAAGACUGGACCUCCGCCAACCACAAACCACACAGGAGCUCUAAAUUUGUGGUGAGUGGACUGACGACUGGAGAGACCUAUGUUUUCCGUGUCCAAGCCAUCAAUGAGCUGGGUCUGAGCGAUGAGUCCCAGGAGUCUUCUCCGCUUAUGGUCAAGGCCGCCCUGACCCAUCCCUCUGCUCCCUAUGACAUUGCUCUGUUGAAUUGUGAUGGCACCUCAAUGGUCCUGAAUUGGAAGAAGCCCCUUCACUCUGGAGGAUCAAAAGUAAAGGAUUAUUAUGUGGAUAAGAGACGCAGUGGAGAAAGUGUCUGGAGGGAGGUUCAUAUCCCUCCUGUAACAGAAAGAGUUUACACGGUGGAGGGCUUGACCACAGGAGCCGUCUAUCAGUUCCAGGUGUAUGCUGCCAGUCUUGCGGGACUCGGACCAGCAUCAAAACAUUCAGCCGAUUUCUCCUGCGAUGCUUGGACAAUGCCCGAACCUGGUCCUGCAUAUGAUCUAACUUUCUGUGAAGUCCGAGAUAAUUCUGUUGUGGUUGAGUGGAAGAAACCUUUGUAUACUGGUUCUGGACCAAUCACUGGCUAUCAUGUUGAGUUUGCCAAGAUCGGCUCUUCUAACUGGACCACAGCAAAUGAGACAGCUGUCACUCACCGCUUCUACAAGGUAACAGGCUUGGAGGCUGGUGCCAAAUAUAUGUUCAGAAUCCGAGCUGUGAAUGCUGCUGGAAAGGGAAUGGCUUCAAUGCCCUCCGACCCUGUGACUGCCAAGGCUGUGGAAGGUUGCCAGGAGGUGUCCUGUGCAGUGGAUGAGAAAACUGGAGACAUUGUUUUGUCUUUUGAGUCCUGCCAAAUGAAGGAUGGCUCCCAGUUUACCUGGAAGAAGGAUUAUAAAGAGAUUACGGACUUCUCCAAAGGACUUGUAAUAAGGACUGAGGGCAACCAAUCGAAACUGGUCUUUACCAACGCAGACAAAGAGGACGCUGGCACAUACUCUGUCAGUGUCACCAACACUGAGGGAGUUUCUUCCAGCUAUUCUGUUUCUGCUGAAGAGCUGGCCAAGAUGCUGGCACUGAGUUACGAUAUCAGACACCCAAUCAUCCCGCUGAAGACUGAGCUGGACUACAAGAUUCUGGAGAGAGGCCGAAUGAGGUUUUGGCUGCAAGCUGAGGAGAUUUCACCUCAAGUCACCUACAAAUUCUUUGCUAAUAACAAGGAACUGUCUGGAGCCAGUCCGAACAAGAUGGGUCAUGAUGCCGCCACUGGUGUCAUCGAGUUCAUCAUGGACCAUUUCACUGAGGAGAAUGAAGGCACAUUCACCUGUCAGAUCACAGACGGCGGCGGAAAAGCACAGAGCUCCCUGGUGCUGAUUGGGGAUGCUUUCAAGGCGGCGUUGGCUGAGGCGGACUACCAAAGAAGAGAGUACAUCAGAGUAAAGGAGGGACCUCACUUCAGCGAGUUUCUGACGCUGCAGGUUGGAGACGACUGCACCGUAACUCUGGUCUGCAAGGUGGCUAAUCUGAAGAAGGAAUCUGAGUUCCACUGGUACAAAGAAGACACAGAGAUUAUCCCUGAUGUCAAACCCGAUCUGGGAUCAGGUGUUUGCAAACUCCCCAUCAAACUGUUUUCCCUGAAGACAAACGGCAUUUACAAAGCCACCAUCAGCGACGACAGAGGGAAAGACAUGAGUCAAAUCGAUGUCUCCGGAAAAGUGUUUGAGGAUGCCAUAAACAAGAUCAGCCAGCUGGCGGGAGCCACCGCUGCAGAGCUGGUGAUUAACUGCACGGCAACAGGUAUCCAGCUGCAAUGUCAUAUGAAGUACUUCACCUCCGAGAUGAACAUCAUGUGGUACCACGGAGAGACGAAACUCACCCACAAUGACAAGUGUGUGAUUGGAGGAACCCCUGCUAUGGCAACAAUGGAGGUGAUUGAGCCAUUUGACAAGGACAAGGGAAUGUACUCUAUUGUGAUUGUGGACCCUGAAACUUCCCACAAGAGAAGCCUGGACUUGAGCGGUGAAGCUUAUGAGAAAGCUUAUGCCGAGUUCCAGAAACUCAAAGCUGAGGCCUAUGCUGAGAAGAACCGUGGUAAAGUGGUGGGAGGACUGCCAGAUGUGGUUACAAUCAUGGAAAAGAAGACUCUGAGUUUAACAUGUACAGUGUGCGGUGACCCUAAGCCUCAGGUGUCAUGGCUGAAGAACGGAGCGGAUGUGGAGCCCGAUGAUCAGUAUGUGGUCUCCAUAGACCAGGGGAAGUUUGCCAGCCUGACCAUCAAAGGUGUCUCCAUGGAGGACUCUGGCAGAUACACCAUGAUUGUCCAGAACAAAUAUGGAGGAGAAUCAGUGGAUAUAGUGGUCAGUGUGUAUCGUCACGGUGAGAAGAUCCCCGAAGCCAAACCUACUUUGACUCCCAAGACCCUGAUCGCUCCUAAACAGCCCAUUGAGAUCCCUCAGCCUAAAGCCCCCACCCCUAGCCCCGCCCCUAGCCCCUCCCCUGCUGCAUCCAGUCCCACGCCCAAGGCAGCGGGCAGAGGAGUGAAGAGCCCAACUCCCACCAGAAGGAAGUAG